Molecule: messenger RNA, 2730 nt
Organism: Drosophila busckii
Lineage: Eukaryota; Metazoa; Arthropoda; Insecta; Diptera; Drosophilidae
Gene: Keap1
Product: kelch-like ECH-associated protein 1B
Exons: 6
Coding region: 84-2300 (738 amino acids)
Molecular function (GO): protein binding
Source: RefSeq, a predicted model, not a curated record
AACAAAUGCUGCUGUUGUGUUUUUCGGGCAUAAAACAAUAAAAACAUCUUUGACUUUCGUAGUUUGCGCUUGGUAAUAUUGAGAUGAACGAGCGCUCAGACUGUAGUUCGCUGAUAAGCACUUGUAUUCGCUUCGACGAACAUGAGCCGGAUGCAACAGAUGAAGACAUGACAUUUUGCAUGUCCAACUAUGCAAAAGAAGCACUCAAGAUGAUGUAUAUGAUGCGAUCUCAUGGCAUGCUGACUGACGUUAUGCUCGAAGUGAAGAAGGAGCUUUUUCCCGCACAUAAAGUAGUGCUCUCCGCUGCCUCACCAUAUUUCAAGGCCAUGUUCACUGGUGGCCUAAAGGAAUCGGAGAUGUCCCGCGUCCAACUCCAGGGGGUGUGUCCAACAGCGAUGUCCAGAAUAUUGUAUUUCAUGUACACCGGACAGAUACGCGUAACAGAAGUAACAGUGUGCCAGCUUUUGCCCGCCGCAACCAUGUUCCAAGUGCAAAAUGUUAUAGACGCAUGCUGUGCAUUUCUGGAGCGUCAACUGGACCCAACUAAUGCCAUUGGUAUUGCCAAUUUUGCGGAACAGCAUGGCUGUGUCGAGCUACAGAAGAAAGCAAAUCACUUUAUUGAACGACAUUUCACGCAAGUCUGUCAGGAAGAAGAAUUUCUGCAGCUGUCCGCUUAUCAGAUAAUAGCCCUCAUCCGACGUGAUGAGCUAAAUGUGCAAGAGGAGCGUGAGGUGUACAAUGCCGUGCUGAAGUGGGUAAAAUACGAUGAGGAUAAUCGACAUUGCAAAAUGGAGCAUAUACUAGUCGCCGUCCGUUGCCAAUUUCUGACGCCGAAUUUUCUGAAAGAGCAAAUGAAAAACUGUGAUGUACUGCGCAAAGUGCCUGCCUGCCGUGAAUACUUGGCUAAGAUCUUUAAGGAUCUCACACUGCACAAGUGUCCUGGAGUCAAAGAGCGCAAGCCAAACACCACACGCAUGAUAUUCGUCGCCGGUGGCUUCUUUCGGCAUUCCCUAGACAUACUCGAGGCCUACAAUGUGGAUGACAAAACGUGGACUACAUUACCAAAUUUACGCAUACCACGCUCUGGACUUGGUGCUGCGUUUCUCAAAGGCAAAUUUUAUGCCGUAGGCGGACGCAACAACAAUAUUGGAUCAUCCUAUGAUUCUGACUGGGUGGAUCGUUACAGUGCCGUAAGCGAGACAUGGCGGCCAUGCUCACCAAUGUCUGUGCCGCGGCAUAGAGUGGGCGUGGCUGUUAUGGACGAACUUAUGUACGCUGUUGGCGGUUCGGCCGGCAUGGAGUACCACAACACAGUGGAGUACUACGACCCAGAGCAGGAUCGAUGGACGCUUGUGCAGUCAAUGCAUGCGAAGCGCUUGGGCGUUGGAGUUGUUGUUGUUAAUCGGCUGCUAUACGCAAUUGGCGGCUUUGAUGGCUCUGAACGUUUAGCCAGUGUCGAAUGCUAUCAUCCGGAAAACAAUGAGUGGAGUUUCCUGCCAUCCUUGAAAACUGGGCGCAGUGGAGCAGGUGUUGCUGCCAUUAACCAGCACAUUUAUGUUGUGGGUGGAUUCGAUGGCAUGCGUCAGCUGGCGACAGUGGAACGGUACAAUACAGAGAAUAAUACCUGGGACAUGGUUGCACCCAUACAGAUCGCUCGCAGCGCUUUAUCUCUGACACCGCUCGAUGGCAAGCUGUAUGCCAUUGGCGGCUUUGAUGGAAGUAACUUUUUAUCGAUCGUUGAGGUUUAUGAUCCCCGUACAAACACUUGGGAGCAGGGAACACCUCUGAAUUCUGGACGCUCAGGUCACGCUUCUGCGGUUAUUUAUCAGCCGUCAAGCGCCGCAACUUUUAUGGACUAUGAAGAAAGCGAAGCACCCAAACGUGACGAACCAAAUGACGACAGAUCUAACGACGCAACACGGCAUCCUUGUAGCGACAGGACUGCAAACUACUGCAGCAUGUCGCCAAAUAUGCAAUUUCAUGCAUCCUAUGGUGCAGGCUGCAAUAAAUGCGAUUCGAUGGAUGAUGUUAAAAGCGAUGCUCAAAUAGAAUUACGGAAAGAAAACGAGGAUCGCAUUCCUCAAACGUCACAUUGGCGCAAAAGACGACAAAACAGCGACAACAGCAAAAGAACCCAAUUUUUUUCAAAAGAAACUGAUAAAGUAACUAAAGUAACUCUGUCCAGUGCCUGCGUAACUGAAUCAAAAAAAUGCCUUGGGCUGUGUCCAGUUUAUAAGGCCAUGCAAAGUAUGAUAAGUAAUACCAUUGAAUGGCACAGAAAGUCAUCAAGUCCUUCAUGACAAUUUAAAGGAAACAUAGCGCUUCCAAAAUGCCAAAUACGUUAAAUAUAUGUACCUUAGCCUAUUGUAAACACUUAACAAGCCAUUACAAAUAUUUUUAUAAACAAGCAUUCCAACCAUACACAUAUUUAUAAUCAUACAUAGUGUACGUGCAUGUAGCAGUGAGUUCCAUCGUUAUAGGUUAGAUUUAUUAAAAUAAAGUGUGUAAUCAAGUGCAAUUUUGAUCAUCUUACAGGCGUUUUACAACUGUGUAUAUUUCAAAUGCUGUAAGACUGUAAAUAUAUCAAAUGAUAUUCAUUUAUAAAGAAAAGAAAUUAUUGUUUAUUGAUUGCUCAGUUAGAACUAUAACUAUGCUACACACUGUAUGUUUUUAUCUUUACAUUGGGUAUUUAAAAUGCAUUCAUUGAGGAUAUUUUAGUUUAUUCUUCGA